Molecule: messenger RNA, 1252 nt
Organism: Dimorphilus gyrociliatus
Lineage: Eukaryota; Metazoa; Annelida; Polychaeta; Dinophilidae
Source: the annotation of a GenBank genome assembly
CAUGGCGGCUAAUAAACAAGAAGCCUUUAUUAUUCCAGCGAAGAAACGUCGUCAGACGAUGGAAGCGUCUACUCAAACCGUUGUACGAAUAACAACUGAAACUGAAGAAGUUUUUCUUGAUUCCGAAAGUAUCAUGCAGGAAUUCCAAGGGGUUUGCAAUACCUAUACUCAAACUUCUCCUUUCUGCCGUGGAAAUGCAGUUAAACGGCCUGUUCGAAACGAAAUCAAAUCUCAGCCCGAACCACCGGUUAUUAUGAACCUGAAAACUUAUAUCGAUAAACAACAACGAGACGAUGAAAAUGAUCAGCCUGUCGUGAAGAAGAUCAAGAAAAACUGCUUUGUAAAGUUCCCCGAACAGGCUACACCCGAAAAUAUGGCUGAAUAUAGGAUAAUAAAAGCUGUAUUAAAUACAACUAAGCAGACAUUGGGUACCGAUUCUCUCUCUCGAGAUACUGUAAAGGAGAUUAAAGAAAUGGUUGGCGAAGUGAAAAAGACGGAGAAUUUUUCGCAAGUCGCUCAAGAAAGACUAACCGUUGAGGAGAAUGUCAAUCAUAAAGUAUUAGAGGAUGAUAUUGAAAAGUAUAAGAAUGAACAUAGCCAGUGGGAAGAACAUCAUCAAAAACUUAAAAGUCAAUUACAAGAGAAACAGUCAGAGGCCAAACUACCUAGGAUUGUCACUCCGCCAGAAAUAUCACCGAUUAAGGCUACUUGGCGCGAAGCUCGCAGGCGAACUUCUCGAUUAAAGAAUUUGGAUUCGUACGUUGAAGAUUUAAAGAGUUUGAACGAGAAACUUCAUCGGAAAACCAAUGGCGUUAAAAAACAACUAGGAGAAUAUGAAAAAAAAAUAGAACAAUUUGAAGGUGGAAUGGAGUCGACAGUCGUUCAAUUAGAACGAAAGCUUUUCUCCUACAAUAUAAAGGACGUUUUAUCUCAGUUUAUAGACUUCGAACUAGAAUAAUGGAACAUUAAAACCUUCCUCUUUCGCAUGGGUUUCGUGCUCUUUCUUCAUUUAUUUCGUUCCCUCUUUUUCUGUAUGUUCAUUUGUUAAUAACCAUUAAAAAGAGUGUCAUCUAAAAACGCCACAUUUUUCGCUUAUCCUUUAAUUAUUAUGUAUUAAUAAUACAUCGUCAUUAUCAUUCAUCAUCAUAAUAAUAAUCAUCAUCGUCAUAAAUUUCACCCAUUUAAAUCAUGUUUGUCUCAAUCACCACUUAAUUAUACUUAUCCUCUCAUAAUCAUAAUAACAAUAAUGAAA